AUGCCCGAAGAGGACUCUGGCGGCGUCCAAAUGGCCAAGCCAUCCUCUCUCCGCGGACGUUCCGACAUCCUGACAAACAACACCUCCUCCGAGCGGGUCGAGGCCCCCGUCACAUUGAAGGCCUACCUUCUCUGUGUCUUUGCCUCCUUUGGUGGUAUCUUCUUUGGUUUCGACUCGGGUUACAUGAACGGUGUCCUCGGCAUGGACUACUUUAUCAACAUGAUGACUGGUCUUCCCAUUCCUGGCCCCGACGCUAGCGCCUCCGAGGUCGCUGCUUUUACCCUUCCUGCCUGGAAGAAGUCUUUGAUCACUUCCAUCCUUUCUGCCGGUACCUUCUUUGGCGCCAUCAUCGCUGGUGACUUGGCCGAGUUCUUUGGUCGUCGUAUAACUAUCGUCGCCGGUUGUGGUGUCUUCAUUGUCGGCUGUGUGCUCCAGACCGCCAGUACUUCCCUCGGUCUCCUCGUCGCCGGUCGUCUCAUCUCUGGUUUCGGUGUCGGAUUCAUCUCUGCCAUCAUCAUUCUCUACAUGUCCGAGAUUGCCCCCCGAAAGGUCCGAGGUGCCAUCGUCUCUGGCUACCAAUUCUGCAUCACCAUCGGUCUCCUCCUCGCCAGUUGCGUGUGUUACGCCACCCAGAACCGAACCGACAGUGGCUCUUACCGAAUUCCCAUCGCCAUCCAGUUUGCCUGGGCUCUCAUCUUGGGUACUGGUCUCAUGCUCUUGCCCGAGUCCCCUCGAUGGUAUGUCAGGAAGGGUAGGGUUGAGGAGGCCACCAAGGCGCUUUCACGAGUCCGAGGCCAGCCGGUUGAGUCCGACUACAUCAGGGAUGAAAUCACCGAGAUUGUCGCCAACCACGAGUACGAGACCGAGCUCAUCCCCAACCAGACCUACUUGGGUUCUUGGGCUGCUUGCUUCUCUGGUGGUAUUCGAAACCCUCAGUCCAACCUCCGUCGAACUAUCCUCGGUAUCACUCUCCAGAUGAUGCAGCAAUGGACUGGUGUCAACUUCAUCUUCUACUUUGGUACCACCUUCUUCACCGACCUCGGCACCAUCUCCAACCCCUUCUUGAUCUCCCUCAUCACCACCCUCGUCAACGUCUGCUCUACCCCCAUCUCAUUCUACACCAUUGAGCGAUUUGGUCGACGACCUCUCCUCAUCUGGGGUGCCCUCGGUAUGUUGAUCUGCGAGUUCAUCGUCGGUAUCAUCGGUGUCGCCAAGCCCGGAGACUCUACUGUCGUCAAGGCCCAGAUCUCCUUCAUCUGCAUCUACAUCUCCUUGUUUGCCUCCACCUGGGGUCCUGGUGCUUGGGUCUGCAUCGGUGAGAUCUUCCCCAUCCCCAUCCGAUCUCGAGGUGUCGGUCUCUCCACCGCCUCCAACUGGUUCUGGAACUGCAUCAUCGCCGUCAUCACCCCCUACAUGGUCAGCACCGACCAAGGUAAUCUCGGUUCCAAGGUCUUCUUCAUCUGGGGUUCCACUUGUGUCAUCUGCUUCGUCUAUGCCUACUUCUUCGUUUGGGAGACCAAGGGUCUUACCCUGGAACAGGUCGACAGGAUGAUGGAGGAGUGCGGUACACCCCGACGAUCGCCUGGAUGGAAGCCCCACACCACCUUUGCUGCCGAGAUCCUCGGUGCCCACGAGCACGGCGGUUUGGAGAAGACUGGCAGCGUAGAGCAGCACGAGAAGGCUCCCGCCCCUGCCCACGUCGUAUAA
This is a messenger RNA of Cryptococcus wingfieldii CBS 7118, 1707 nucleotides long. RefSeq names its product glucose transporter. NCBI's taxonomy places the organism in Eukaryota, Fungi, Basidiomycota, Tremellomycetes, Tremellales, Cryptococcaceae. Gene Ontology annotation, cellular component: membrane. Gene Ontology annotation, biological process: carbohydrate transport; transmembrane transport. The transcript has 7 exons. The coding region runs from base 1 to 1707 and encodes 568 amino acids. The record is from RefSeq and is a predicted model, not a curated record. Gene Ontology annotation, molecular function: carbohydrate:proton symporter activity.